GCGGGAGUGUAUGUCCUGAUCAGAUAUAAAAUACUGUCGUACACUCUUUUUUACUGAUAACGAGGAAAGUAACGGGUUAGCAAGUAAUAAUUUCUUCAGCAAAAAUGGCAUCGCCGAAAGCAGUUGCAGUGGUGACCGGGUCUAACAAAGGAAUCGGGCUACAAAUAGUCAAGGGCCUGUGUCAGAGAUUUAAGGGCGACGUCUAUCUAACAGCACGAAAUGAGGACCUUGGUCAUGCUGCUGUCCAUAGCCUGAAGGCCGAAGGGCUUAACCCCAAGUUUCACCAGCUGGACAUAACUGACAUUGUCAGCAUUAACAGUCUCAGAGAUCACCUGCAAGAACAGUAUGGCGGGCUCGACGUUCUCGUCAACAACGCCGGGAUUGCAUUUAAGGAAAAUACGGAUACACCAUUCCCCGAGCAGGCUCGAAUGACAAGUGGGGUGAAUUUCUUCUCCCAGGUGGACGUGUGCGACGCCCUCUUCCCCCUCCUACGCCCUCACGCAAGGGUUGUUAACAUGUCCAGUACGGUUUCCCAGUGGUCAAUCUCCAAAUGUAACUCGGACAUACAGGUCAGGUUUACGGACGCCGCCAUCACGUUACCACAACUUAAAGCCCUGGUACAAGAAUUCAUCGAUGCAGCACAAACAAACGAGCAUGUAAAACAGGGAUGGCCUGACAUGGCGUACGGCGUUUCCAAAAUAGGAAUGACCGUUUUAACCUUCAUCCAGCACCGCGAACUUAGUCAGGACAGGCGAUCAGACAUUGUUAUUAAUAGUUGUUGCCCUGGAUAUGUCCAAACGGAUAUGACGUCAAACCAGGGCCCAAAGACACCAGAGCAAGGUGCAGACACGCCUCUUUUUUUGGCUCUCCUUCCUCCAACCACCACGACACCUAACGGCGAGUUUGUAUCCGACAGGAAAAUACAGAAGUGGGGAUAACCGUUGAUUGACUUCCGCUAUACAUAGGAAACUAUUUCUAUUGUUACGUACAGUAUUUAAUGAGAAAAUUGCUGACUACUUCUCCUAAUAUAAAUAUCCUUGCAUUUAUUAAGUUAAAUGACUUUUAGUAUAGAACAAAUGUUUCAUAACUAUUGUAAAAUAUAUAUGAAGUUUAACUUAAUACAAUCAGUCGAACUUUUUUAUUAUAAACAUACUAUUUACGUCUGUGUGUGUAUUUGUUAUCAUUGUGUAUAUUAUCUCAGCCACAAGAAAACAGUUUGUUUUGUUUUUUUUGCUUAAAUCAGACACCAUAUGUACCA
Mizuhopecten yessoensis (Yesso scallop) is the source of this 1258-nucleotide messenger RNA. Its product is annotated as carbonyl reductase [NADPH] 1-like. The transcript is spliced from 8 exons. Gene Ontology annotation, molecular function: carbonyl reductase (NADPH) activity. The record is from RefSeq and is a predicted model, not a curated record. Lineage: Eukaryota; Metazoa; Mollusca; Bivalvia; Pectinida; Pectinidae. The coding region runs from base 105 to 938 and encodes 277 amino acids.